AAUGGAGAUGAAUCAAACACUAUCGGUAACGCAGUUGAAAAAAUGGGUCCCCAGAAGCUUCAAUGUGCUGUUCUUUUCUUGAUUCUUUCUGCACUAAGUUGCCUCUCUUCUAGUUCUGAUCUACCUAGCGAGUACUCCAUUGUUGGACGCGAUUUUGAUGAGCUUGUUUCUGAGGAAAGAGUCGUGGAGCUGUUUCAACGAUGGAAAGCGAAGCAUCGAAAAGUGUACAGUCACGCAGAAGAGGCAGAAAAAAGAUUCAAGAAUUUUAAGAAUAACUUGAAGUAUGUUAUCGAGAAGAAUGCAAAGAAAAAAUCAAAUAAGGGACAUGCUGUGGGGUUGAACAAGUUUGCGGAUUUGAGUAAUGAGGAGUUCAGGGAAAAAUAUUUGAGAAAGGUUAAAAAGCCUACUGGAAAAUCGUUCGGCAAUGUGAAGAGUCGCCUGAAUAAGAAGGUGGAAUCUUGCGAAACAUCUUCGAGCUUGGAUUGGAGGAAAAGGGGAGUUGUGACUGCUGUUAAAGACCAAGGCGACUGUGGAAGUUGUUGGGCAUUUUCUUCAACUGGAGCCAUUGAAGGAAUAAACGCCAUAGUCACUGGUGACCUCAUUAGCCUCUCAGAACAAGAGCUUAUGGAUUGUGAUACCACCAACUAUGGAUGUGAUGGAGGCUAUAUGGAUUAUGCAUUUGAAUGGGUUAUUAGCAAUGGUGGGAUUGAUACCGAAGCCAAUUAUCCUUACACUGGAGUGGAUGGUACUUGCAAUACCACUAAGGAGGAAACCAAAGUGGUAACUAUUGACGGUUACACAGAUGUUGGAGAAUCGGAUAGUGCUUUAUUGUGUGCUACUGUACAACAACCAAUUAGUGUUGGUAUUGAUGGCUCUGCUAUUGAUUUUCAACUAUAUACAAGUGGCAUUUAUGCCGGUGACUGCUCGGACAAUCCAGAUGAAAUUGAUCAUGCAGUUUUGAUAGUUGGUUAUGGUUCUGAAGAUGGUGAAGAUUAUUGGAUUGUAAAAAAUUCAUGGGGAACAAGUUGGGGAAUGGAAGGAUAUUUUUACCUAUUAAGAAACACUGAUUUGGAAUAUGGUGAAUGUGCUGUCAAUGCAAUGGCCUCUUAUCCAACUAAAGAAUCUUCUGCACCAGCUCCCUAUUCACCACCUCCACCACCAUCACCUCCUCCUCCACCACCUCCUCCACCAUCCCCACCACCACCACCGCCUCCCUCGCCUUCACCAACUGAAUGUGGAGACUUCUCAUAUUGCCCUAGUGAUGAGACAUGUUGUUGCCUAUUUGAAUUCUUUGACUACUGCCUGAUCUAUGGUUGUUGUUCAUAUGAGAAUGCUGUCUGUUGCACUGGAACUGAGUACUGCUGCCCCAGUGAUUAUCCUAUCUGUGAUGUGGAAGAAGGGCUCUGCCUCAAGAACUCUGGAGAUUACCUGGGAAUAGCUGCAAAGAAGAAAAAGAUAGCGAAGCACAAGUUCCCAUGGACUAAAUAUGAGGAAGCAGUGAAGAAGAAAAUAUAUGAACCUCUCCAGUGGAAGAGGAACCGAUUUGCUGCAGUGCGCUAAAUGAGUGAACAACCUUUAUGGUCUUUUUGAAGUUUGAUGGUCGUGUCAUUCUAGCAACUUCAUUUUUUUUCCUCACAGGGACAUUCUCCAAGUCUGCAAUGGACAUAUGUUUAAACGGAAAUUAAACUUAUGCAGCAGGCGAAACCAGAAAUUGCAGAUGAAGGCGAAAGUGUUGUUUCCUUAGAUUGAUUAUUGGAAACAGUAGUUUAAAUUUCUCUUGGGUAUAACUAUGUUUCACUCAGAUGUUCUGGCUUUACGAUUGUUCAAAUGCAAGCCAUCUCAGCUUGUUUUUCAGACUUGGUAAUAUAUUAAGGGAGUUUAGUUUACAUUAA
Mangifera indica (mango) is the source of this 1892-nucleotide messenger RNA. RefSeq names its product low-temperature-induced cysteine proteinase-like. The record is from RefSeq and is a predicted model, not a curated record. Gene Ontology annotation, cellular component: lysosome. The transcript has 5 exons. The coding region runs from base 43 to 1560 and encodes 505 amino acids. Gene Ontology annotation, molecular function: cysteine-type endopeptidase activity. Lineage: Eukaryota; Viridiplantae; Streptophyta; Magnoliopsida; Sapindales; Anacardiaceae.